Messenger RNA from Chenopodium quinoa (quinoa), 1434 nucleotides. RefSeq lists its product as uncharacterized. Gene Ontology annotation, biological process: positive regulation of growth. Bases 1 to 1434 code for a protein of 477 amino acids. The record is from RefSeq and is a predicted model, not a curated record. The transcript has a single exon. Lineage: Eukaryota; Viridiplantae; Streptophyta; Magnoliopsida; Caryophyllales; Amaranthaceae.
AUGGCGAGAGAAACUACUUGGUUAAGCAGACUCAAAUCACAAAUUUCUCACAAACUUAUUCAUCCAACUACAAAACUAGCUAGAUCAAAAUCUAGGAAUGUUGGAGUUUUAGCUUUUGAGAUUGCUGGUCUUUUUUCCAAGCUUCUUGCGCUACACCAAUCUUUAUCUGAUAGGAAUAUUGUCCGUCUUAAGAAUGAGGCUAUCGCCCUCGAAGGAGUUCGAAAGAUAGUCUCUAAUGACGAGUCUUUCCUUCUUGGGUUGGCAUGUGCCGAGAUGGUUCAGAAUCUUCAUGUUAUUUGUAAGGCCGUAGCACGGUUGAGUGACCGUGCUACGGAUCCUACACUCCGGUCUUUUUUGGAGUGUUUGGAGGAUUUUGCUAGCACAGGGCGGGACCAUCAUAAUUGGGCCGCCCUGUGCGGGAAGGACCUAGAAGGGUUGGUCCGGAGGAUAGACCGGUACAUCGCAGCUACAGCUGCGCUGUACCGGGAGAUAGAGGAGCUAAACUCAAUACAAAAUAGUUUAAAGAAAACGCCUCCGGAAGGCGCGUUAGAGGUCCAGCAGAAAGUAGUGUGGCAAAAGCAGGAAAUCAAGUACGUGAAAGAGAAAUCGCUUUGGAACCGAAGUUAUGAUUCGGUUGUCCUUCUUUUGGCUCGUUUAAUAUUUACUGUCCUUGCAAGAAUUAAGUUUGUGUUCAGGAUCGGACAGAGUUACUACCCUCAUCCAAGCACGCUUCCCAGGAGUCUCUCUGCUUCGGCUACUGUAUUUCCUUCAUCGGAUCUUAGUGGCAACCAUAAUUCUUAUGUGUCAGGGCCGUUAACAUCCACCCCACUCCGCCUCAACAAGAGGAUGACUACAAUUGGAUCAGGGACUGGAAAUAGAGUUGGGUUCUUUGAGUCUAGAACCAAGGACUUGACGCCACCCCCUACUACUUUGGGAGCGGCAGCCUUGGCGUUGCACUACUCUAACUUGAUCAUUGUCCUAGAGAAGAUGAUCAAGUCACCUCACUUGGUGGGGCUAGACGCGAGGGAGGAUGUUUAUGCUAUGCUCCCAAAUAGCAUAAGAUCCUCUCUACGUGCCAGGCUAAAGGGGGUCGGGUUCUCAGCAACCGACCCCGUUUUAGCCGCAGAGUGGAGGGACGCCCUCGGGCGAAUCCUCACUUGGUUGGGUCCAUUAGCACAUAACAUGAUCAAGUGGCAAAAUGAAAGAAGCUUUGAACAACAAAAUCUAAUGCCGAAAUCAACCAAUGUUUUGUUAUUACAAACACUAUAUUUUGCCAACAAAGACAAAACUGAAGCUGCUAUUACAGAAUUACUAGUUGGGUUGAAUUACAUAUGGCGAUUCGAGCGCGAAAUGAAUGCAAAAGCCUUGCUAGAAUGCUCCAACUUCUUCUUCAACACCAAAAGUAGUUCUCCUAUCAAUAAUCUACAAUCUUAG